Molecule: messenger RNA, 2886 nt
Organism: Durusdinium trenchii
Lineage: Eukaryota; Dinophyceae; Suessiales; Symbiodiniaceae
Source: the annotation of a GenBank genome assembly
AUGGCCAGCGAGGGCGAGGAGGUGGAAGGGCCCUAUGACGAUGACUUCGAGGAGGAGGAGCUUUCAGAGGACGAGGCGCCACCGAAAGCUGUGGCCGCUGAGGCUAAGCCGCCGAAAGCACCGGAAGCUGAGGCCGCCGCUUCUUCGCCCUCAUCGCCCUCGCGGCCGAGCGUGGUGCACCGGCACGAGGGUGGCGCAGGCGGCGCAGGUGAUUGGCCACGCAUCGAGCUGCGCCCCACCGGUGGCGCCACCGGCCCCCCGAGCGGGCGGCGGGUGCUGCGGGGGAAGAUCUCGGUGGGGGAAGAUGGAAGGCCUGGCACCGGAGACAGCUCGUCACGCUUGGAGGCGACCUCACCUCCGGUUAAGGACUCUCGUCCCCUGUGGCUGCAGCACGACGAGCGAGCAGCUGCCCCUCGCAGUCGGCCCACGCCUGCAGGCCCGGGCGUGGAGAGUGGCGCAGGCGAGGACGCCGCGCCGCGCGGGCGCCGCGGAACCGAGGAUCCGGCCGCUCCGGCCGACGACCAGCGGAAGGUGAAGCGAUUGCAGCAGGAGGUGCAAAGGCUCUCCCAGCGCUUGGCUGAAUCUGAAAUGUUUUCCCCUCAGGAUGAUGGUUUGCCGCGCUUCGCACUGGACGAAGUACAGGUGGGAGAGAUGAUCGCACAAGGGGGUUUUGCUUCGGUGCAUGUGGCCACCUGGCAAUGCACUCCGUGUGCUUUGAAGAAGAUCUUCGACCCCAUCCUGACCGAGGAGUUGAAGUCGGAGUUCGAGAAUGAGGUCCGGAUGCUGCGCAAGCUGCGGCAUCCCCACGUGGUGACCUUGAUGGCGGUUUGUCGAACUCCACCGGCCUUGAGCAUCCUCACGGAGCUGGUGCCUGGGGGAUCCCUCUUUGAGGCCUUGCAUGGCCCAGCUCGGUCCAGAAGUACGGACCACGCAGUGCUUCUGCCACUGCUGCGCCAGUCUGGAGCAGCGCUGGCCUAUUUGCAUGCGAUGAUGGUCGUGCAUCGGGACAUCAAGUCGCAGAAUGUACUUCUGACAGAAGGCAGUCGGCCCACGGCCAAGCUCUGUGAUUUCGGCUUGGCGCGCAUGCGCAGCGAACUCUGCACGGGGUCCAUGCAAUGGGCAGGCACGGCACCAUACAUGGCGCCGGAGCUCUUUCAAAAGAGGAAGUACGAUGAGACCGUGGAUGUCUUCGCCUUCGGAACGAUGAUUUGGGAGGUGGUCUCACUCGAGAUCCCCCACGCCAACCUGGAUCCCGCCGACAUCGCGCACCGCGUGAAGAGCAAGGAGGUGGCAGUGGCUCUACGCGUGGGAGCAUAUGCCGAAGAACUUGGGGCACCGCAGGAGGACUGGAUCCCUUGGAGAUUUUGGACCCUCGACACCUUUGCCGCAAGCCCUGGUGGGUCUCGUGCAGCGGCGGUGCAGCGAUUUGAUGCGCUACGGCAACGUGUGCAGUGCCUUUUUGCAUCUAAAGCGCUGCUUUGGGGCAACGAUUGGGCCGAAGCAGAGGAGGCUCUGGGCUGCGAGGUGACCUCGGAGGCCCUGCUGGUGGCCAAUGUGCAGCGGGCACUGCCCCGGUUCUUGCGCUUUUGCUCCGAAGUGAAGCACGGAGCGGCGCUGGAUGGUUUUGUCUUCGAGAUCCGAGGCCGUGAGUACUGCGCGGACCUGACCUCUUUCGCACGAACAGUGCGCCUUUUGCUGGCGAUGCUGAGCGCCGGUGAUCCCAGUGGUGCCCGGUGCUUCGCGCGGAAGGUGGCAGGAUCCGCAGGGCAGAGGGCGGAGUUCGCUCGAGAGCCCAUCUUCGUGACCAGCUUCGCUCCCUGCUACGGGGCUGAGAACCCGCGGUACCAGUUCAAUCAACAUCCGGAGUCCUGCUUCAUCCUCUUUCAGCCUGAAGAGUCCUUCCUGCGCCACGACUUGCCUCCAGACAAGCCUCGCAGAGAGACCAACUGGGAUCAUCCCGUGGACAUCCGGGACCGAAUCCGCAGCAACUUCCGGCGCCACGGCCGCGAGUACCGGAUCCCGGAGACCACGCAAUAUCCCCCGGCAGAGUUCAUCGUGGCGCCGAGCGAAGAGCCAGAGCCGAGUCCGGCGGUUGCCCGAGGGUUUGAUUCUGCCGCUGCCUACGACCCGGAUUGGUACACCAAAGUCCACCCGCAGCGGAAGAACGAAGAACACAUGGCGGGAUCGCGCAAGAUUGCGGGGCCCUACAUUUGGCACGUGAAGGAUGAAGAGCCCUUGAAGACCAAGCGCUCAGUUCAAAAGCAUUGGCGCACACCCUACUUCUUGGAGAAGAGUUUGGCCAACCGCAUGGAAGCGAAUGAAUCCUUUGAGUUUUGGUUCUCGCUGGCGGGCGGGGGCACCUUUAGCCAUGCGGACUCCUAUUGUGAGACCACCAUCUCCAUGCAGUUCAAGGGGAAGAAGCGCUGGCGGAUCCAGGCCUUUCCGGAGAUCCGACAUCACUUCAACGCCACGGCCUUUGGAGAUGAACAGAUCUACGGACAUCGGCAGCAUGUGCCGUGGACGCCGGAGACGGAGUUCACCGUCGGCCCGGGGCAGUGCUUUGUGUUUCCAACGGGUUAUCUCCAUGAGACCUUUGUGGAUCCCGAUGGGAACGACCAGAAGUGCUACACGGCCUCCACCUACCAGUUCAACCAUCCCAGACAAGUGAACCUGUACCGAGCCUUCAUGAGUCGCUUCUCCAUGGCACACUAUGGCUUAGGGGAGCCAUGCCUCGAAAAGAUCGAGUCCUAUGCCACCUUGCUACAAGAGCCCAAGAGGUUUCUGGCGGCUCCCGACCAGGAGCAGAUGACCGCUCAGGCACCAGGCCUUUCUGCCACGGCGGAAGGACCUGGGCGUGGCUUUGUGGCGAAGGGAAUGCCCGGCUGA